Molecule: messenger RNA, 1491 nt
Organism: Auxenochlorella protothecoides
Lineage: Eukaryota; Viridiplantae; Chlorophyta; Trebouxiophyceae; Chlorellales; Chlorellaceae
Exons: 7
Coding region: 1-1491 (496 amino acids)
Molecular function (GO): oxidoreductase activity, acting on the aldehyde or oxo group of donors, NAD or NADP as acceptor
Source: RefSeq, a predicted model, not a curated record
AUGGUGUCGUCGGCAUCCGGUGUGGUGCUUCCCAGAGGCGUAGAGCCCCUCCCGGCCACGGACCAGCAUGAGCUGGAGCGUGUGGUGGCCUCCCUGAAGGCCAAGGCCCCGCAGUGGUGGGUGGUCGACGUCUUCCCCUCGGGCCUGGAGCGCCUGCUCAACGCCGGCUUCCGGGGCAGCGUCUGGGUGACCCCGGGGCAAGAGCCGACCCAGGGCGCGCUGUACGCGCGCAAGGCGGCGGGCGUGCCCGGCCCGGACGCCGGCGUGGCCCUGGUCCUGGGCGCGGGGAACCAGGUGUCGGUGGCCGCCUGUGACAUCCUGCACAAGCUGGUCGUGGACGACCAGGUGGUGGUCUGCAAGAUGAACCCCGUGAACGAGUACAUGGGGCCCUUUGUCGCGGCGGCGCUGGCGCCGCUGGUGCAAGCCGGGUACGUGGCCGUCGUGUACGGGGGCGGCGAGGUGGGGAGGGCCCUGUGCACCCACCCAGACGUCGACUCCAUCCACCUGACGGGAGCGGCGGCCACGUACGACGCCAUCGUCUGGCAGGGCAAGCCCAAGGUGGGCGACCCGCCCUGCACCAAGCACGUGGGCGCCGAGCUGGGCUGCGUCACGCCUUACAUCAUCACCCCCGGCCCCUGGACCGACGCGGAGCUGGCCUACCACGCCGACACCGUGGCCUCCGCCCUCAUCCUCAACGCGGGCCACAACUGCCUCAAGGUGGAGCUGGUGGUCACCGACGCGGCCUGGGAGCUGCGGCCCAAGUUCCUGGACGCGCUGCGCGCCAAGCUGGCGGCCUGCCCGCGCCGCGUCGCGUACUACCCCACCUCCGACGAGAAGUUCCAAGCCUUCCGGGAGCGCUUCCCCGAGGGCGUGGAGGAGCUGGGCCUGGAAUCCGGCCCUGGGACCAGCCCCUGGCUGUUCAAGGCGGGGCAGAGUGUGGACAGCGUGGACGCCCAGCACGAGAACUGGUGCGGUGUGCUGCAGGAGGUGGCGCUGGAGGGCACCGGCGGCGACCCGGCCGCCUUCCUGCGCGCGGCGGUGGAGUUUGCCAACGAGCGGGUCUGGGGCACGCUGUCCGCGGGCCUCAUCAUCCACCCGGCCACCAAGGCGCGUCGCGGCUUGCAAGGGAGGGGGGAUGGAGGGGCCGCCCACAGCGAGGCCUUUGAUGCCGCGGUGGCGGAGCUGCGGUACGGCGCCAUCGCCAUCAACUGCCCCACCACCAUGUGCUUUGUCAACACAUGCCUGCCCUGGGGCGGCUACCCGGGGAGCACGCCGCAGGACAUCGGGUCUGGCAACUGCUAUGUGCAUAACACCAAGCUCAUUGAUCAUCCCCAGAAGGGGGUCCUGGAGGCCCCAUGGACAGUCCGGCCCAAGCCCUUCUGGGCGACGCAGAAUCCCAGCCUGGAGGGCAUGGCGCCGGCCGCCCUGAAGUUCUUCGCCUACCCCACCGUGUGGAACAUGAUCAAGGUCAUCUGGAAGACGCUCGUGUGA